Salarias fasciatus (jewelled blenny) is the source of this 1663-nucleotide messenger RNA. Its product is annotated as GTPase IMAP family member 7-like. The record is from RefSeq and is a predicted model, not a curated record. Gene Ontology annotation, molecular function: GTP binding. Lineage: Eukaryota; Metazoa; Chordata; Actinopteri; Blenniiformes; Blenniidae. The transcript is spliced from 3 exons. Bases 210 to 1316 code for a protein of 368 amino acids.
CUUGUCUUGAUACAAAGGCUGGGAGAGGUGAGAGAUAUGUUGCGAGAGUUCUAGAAUUUAAAUGUCUUCAGUCAACACCCUUUGACUAAAAUGUAAAAUAUAGAAAGUAUUUUCCAGGUUGUGAGACCUCUGGACUCUGAUGCAAGAACAAGAUUAAAAAAGAAAAAAAAAACUCAGCAAGAGCACGAGUAAGAAAGUUCACAGUCAAGAUGUCGUCUGAACCUGCAUUCAUGUUUUCUGAGAUUCCUCUUGGGGACAGUGAGAAAAAAAAACCACUGAGAGUCGUCCUGCUGGGAAAAACUGGAAUAGGAAAAAGCCAGUUUGGCAAUGCCUUGAUUGGAGAAAACGUGUUCAGUGUGAAUAGUUCUGCAAACUCUGGUACAAGUGAAUGUCAGGCAGCCACCAAAAGAAAUGGAGAAAUCACAGUGGUUGAUACUCCUGGUUUACUUGACAACCGCAGAGAUGAAGCAGAUCUCAAACCUGAGAUAGUGAAGAGUAUCACAGAGUCCUCACCUGGACCGCAUGCUUUUCUCAUUUUCCUCAAAGUGGAGAAAUACACUGAGCAAGAGAAGCAGAUUAUUACAAAAAUAAGAGAGUUAUUUUCUGAAGAGGCUUUUAAAUAUGCUGUGCUGCUCUUCACUCACGGUGACCAGCUUGAUGAGGGAAAGACAAUCCAACAGUUUGUCAGUGAAAAUAAGGAUCUGAAAGAGCUUUCAGAUAAAUGUGGUGGCCGCUGUCAUGUUGUUGAUAAUAAAUACUGGAACAACAACCAGCCAGACCAUUACAGAAACAACCAGUUCCAGAUCAGACAGCUGCUCUACACGAUCAAUGAAAUGGUGGAGCAAAAUGGCGGCGGCUGCUACACCAAUGAGUUGCUGCAAGCAGUGGAGAGAAACAUCAGAGAAGAGACGAAGCGAACCGGAUCCAGAGAGAAGGCAAAGAAAAUUGUCUUUGAGACCUUCGUCAAGAAGGCAGUUGGUAUUGGCCUAGAAGUGUUACUGGGAGCUUUUCUUGGUGAUCCGGCAAUGAUUGAAAGGGUUCUUUCAGUUGUAUUUGGUAUUGCAGGUGGUGCUGCCACAGGGGCAGCUGUUGGAGCAGCAGUUGGAGGUUUGGUUGCAGGUCCUGUAGGGGCCGUUGCUGGAGCUGCUGCAGGGGCCACUGUUGGAGGCAUUGCAGGGGCUUUUGCAGGUUUUAGAGCAGCAGGUCAUCGACGUCCUGGGGGAUAUGAACACCUUCCAACAGAAGAUGAUGAAGGCAGUACAGCUGAGACAAUGCGUGAAUCAUUAAACAGACAGAGAAAGCCAAAGUCUCAAUAGAUGAGCAUAAUAAAAAAACAAACUUUCAAUUAUCUUUAUUCACAGACACAUUAUAAAAGUCUUGUUUUUUUAAUUCCAGAUAUGCCUUUUCUUUAAAUGUGUAUGAAAGAUAUUUUCAGGUAACAACCUUUAAAACGAUUCAGUCAUGGUCUGAAAAAAGGGCAGGAAAUGUUGGCUUUUUACACAGUGUAAGAAUCAGUUUAGUGAUUGUAAAACCUCACUAUGGGAGGAGUUAAAGGGGAACGGUCGUUUUUACAAUCUGGACCUUAUUUCACAUUCGUCACAACAACAUUUACGCACCCGUUUGACUUUCGUGUGAUUUGCAGUUGGUUCGGAGAUAAUUCGAU